Colletotrichum graminicola M1.001 is the source of this 783-nucleotide messenger RNA. RefSeq lists its product as uncharacterized. The record is from RefSeq and is a predicted model, not a curated record. NCBI's taxonomy places the organism in Eukaryota, Fungi, Ascomycota, Sordariomycetes, Glomerellales, Glomerellaceae. The transcript has 3 exons. The annotation marks the transcript as partial.
CACAAGCUUGUAGUCGAAGACUAUCCAGCCGGAUACCCUCGUUUUGCUGCGCUUGUAGCAGCCGAUGAUUCCUUUUUUGUAUUCAGGCGAUUUUUGCGGCUUCGCGCCCGAAUCCUCUUGUUGAAACAAGACAAUCUGUCUGUCCUCGAAGCGAAACUGGACCAACUUGAUGAGGACGAAGAGUCGCCUUUGUUUCUUGGCAAAAGCCGCUGCGACAAGAACGAAGCUCGUCGUGCUCUUCUCCACGAAAUAGAAUCAGGCUUAGUAGAUUAUGAUUCUUUUACUGAUCGGACCCGUCAGGCCCUAAGUCUAAGUGCUGCAGCACCUAAAGACAUACUCAGCUUGCAGAACUGGCUCCAGGGAAGAAGUUGCUUAAGCAGGAGCGAGACAGAGUACUUGGAACUAAGACAAGAUCUGGCGACUCUAUCAUCCCCUAAAGACAGCGCAAUAGAACUACUAGAAAACUGGGUGGAGGGUAAACUCAUCCACUACUAUCGAGGCUUCCGAAAGGUAGAGAACGCCGAACAGGGCCCUCUGCACAAUAAAUCAAGCGACGAGAAUGUGUAUAUAUACUCUGGGUCUCUGGUUAAGCAGAGUGCCCCAGUGCUGAUGCUUUGUCUCAUCACAAGUCUUAUUCUGAUACCGGUGGUGAUAUGCAUCGCUGUUCACAGCAUGGUGGCUCGCGUGGCUAUCAUCUUGAUUUCUACGGUUCUGUACCUGUCCGUUUUGUCACGGUUGACGAAUUCAAAGAUGAUGGAGCUCAUUCUAGCAGGAGCGACGUAG